Molecule: messenger RNA, 966 nt
Organism: Panicum hallii
Lineage: Eukaryota; Viridiplantae; Streptophyta; Magnoliopsida; Poales; Poaceae
Exons: 1
Coding region: 95-661 (188 amino acids)
Cellular component (GO): chloroplast
Source: RefSeq, a predicted model, not a curated record
AUGCUCCAUCCACUGGCAGCGCCGUUGCAGCCACCCAAACCCCAUCAACAAAACGGCGCCAAACUCCAGAGACCUGACGACGGCCAUCUCCGCCAUGAAGCACCUCCUCCUUCCCUCCCCUCUCCCGCUCCUCCUCCACCGCCCAUCCAAGCCCCUUCUCCUCCACCCUCGCCGCCGCCUCGUCUGCAUCUCCCCCGCUGCGUCCGACGGCAGCUCUGGCGAUCCUACAACCGCCGCAUCGGAGCCAGCCACGGACACUGUCAUCCAGCCCUCUCCACCGGCCGCUGCCCCCUCCAGCGGCAAGCCCACCGGGAUCAAGAACCGCCUCAAGGCGAGGAACCAGGCCCGCCGGUUCCAGCUGGAUGCCCCGCCGGAGGAGGUGAUUCCGAAGAAGAAGGCGUCGGCGUCGGCGGCGGCGCCGAGGAGGGAGAAGCAGCGGGAGCGGAAGGGGUGGGAGGAGAUGAGCCUGGCCGAGAAGGCCGUGGAGCUGUACGUCGGGGAGAAGGGGCUGCUCUUCUGGCUCAACAAGUUCGCCUACGCCUCCAUCUUCAUCAUGGUCGGCGCCUGGAUCCUGUUCCGCUUCGUCGGCCCGUCGCUCGGGCUCUACCAGCUCGACGCCCCGCCGCUGCCGCCAACCGCCGUGUUCGGCGGCUCGCCGUGACACGGGAGAGAGCGUCGGCUGCGUGUUCUUGCAGAGCGGAGUACUCUAGGUAGCUUAGCGUAGUGGAUAAGAUGUAUGAGAAAGAUUGGGGAAGAAGAGGACGCAAAUUUAAGAAAGCGUGGCUGGUUUGGUUCGGCAAUGUGUGCCUUGUUACCACAAUUGGAGGAAUGGAUUACGCUUUUGCAGUUUUGGAUUAAAAGUUCAAUCUUUUGCUGGCAAUCUUGUAUUAAGGAUGCAAAGAUCUUGUAGCUUCAAGGCAUAGCAGUAGCACCUCAUACUGGCAACUGCAUCCUGAAUUUCUGAUU